Molecule: messenger RNA, 1173 nt
Organism: Cercopithifilaria johnstoni
Lineage: Eukaryota; Metazoa; Nematoda; Chromadorea; Rhabditida; Onchocercidae
Source: the annotation of a GenBank genome assembly
AUGGACAGAUUGACGUGGUACCAGCCAGGAGAAUAUAUGGAAGAUAUAAUCAUCCAAAGUGGUCACGUGGGCAUAUACGAUGGAGACGUGAAACAGACAACGUAUGAGCAGGGAACUGCUUCCCUUACAUUGCAUCGUAUUAUCUGGGCUGAUUCCAAUGAUCCGGACCAUCGACUAAUUUUGCAUCACUCUUUGGUAGCUGGUAUUGAGAAGCACCAUAAGUCUAUGUUCCGUCGAGGUGGCAAAAUCAUCCUUUCACUUCAUCCUAAACCACCUGGGCAACAGCGAGGCCCCUUCGCCUCUUCUUCUUUUAAUUGUAUUCGCCUUGUUUUUCGAAAUGGUGGAGAAGAUGAGUUUUUUGAAAAAUACAAGGAAGCGUUGGGAAUGAAUGCAUGGGAACGAUUACCUUCUGGAUGUCCAAUGUCAAAUUCUGUCGCUUUACGCAACUGUAACACUUCGUCGUCACGAGCCGUAGGUAUCUCAGGCAUCGAGAAAAGACUUGCUGAGAACCAUCAUCAUACCCAUGAAAGCAUAAGCCAGGCUUUUGAAGAUAUGAAUCGAUUGAUGGAAUAUGCGCGAGAGAUGGUAUCACUUUCGAAGGCCAUCACCGAUAAGUUGCGAGCAAAGAAAGGAGAAAUAACUGACGAUGAAACUGUACGUUUCAAGACCUAUCUGCUUAGUCUGGGCGUUAGCGACCCAGUGACGAAAUCAGCAUUUGGUAGCAGUGCUGAGUAUUACAAAAAACUUGCGGAAGAGUUGGCUGUGGUGUUAUGUGCCCCUCUUAAGGAAUGCGGUGGCAUGAUGACUUUAUCAGACGUAUAUUGUCGUAUUAACAGAGCUCGUGGUUUAGAGCUCUUGUCACCAGAAGACAUUUUGAAUGCAUGUCACAUGUUGGAACAGCUGGAUUUACCCAUAUCAUUGAAUUGCUUUAAAAGUGGUGUCAUGGUUGUACAGCUAAAAGAGAUGAGUGUAGAGACCACCAUCGAGGGCACUGUGGAGUUAGUAGCGGCUAUGGGCGCAUGUAAUGCCACUAAGCUUGCUAAGUGUCUCGGCAUCACAAUUAUCCUUGCAAAAGAGAGAUUGCUUGCUGCGGAAGCUCAGGCAAAACUUUGUCGUGAUGAUACCGUCGAAGGUCUUGCAUUCUAUCCAAAUCGUUUCUUGACUUCUUGCUGA